AUGUAUUCAACUGGAUCUUCUUCUUCAAUCUACGUUGCCAUAAGUGAUUUCAACAGAGACGAUCGUUUAGAUAUUUUCGUCAUCAAUAAUGACACGAGCAGCAUAGAUAUCUUGCUUGGAUAUGACGAGGGCUUUCCAAUUCAAACUAAAUAUCCAACUGGUUCUUUUCCAACCUCUGUAGCUGUCGGUGACUUUAAUAACGACACCGUAUUGGAUAUUGUCGUUACCAAUUAUAAUGAAAACACUGUAAGUAUACUUCUCGGAUAUAGCAAUGGAUCUUUUGCAGAACAAGUAAAAUAUUCCACUGGCACUAGACCAUAUUGUGUAGCUGUUGGUGAUUUUAAUAACGACACUCGACUGGAUGUCAUUGUCAUUAAUCAUGACAACCACAAUGUAAGUAUAUUUCUCGGAUAUGGUAAUGGCUCUUUUGAGAAUCAAACGACAUAUUCUACCGGUGCUUAUCCGCGUGGUUUAGCUGUUAGUGACUUUAACAACGACACCCGACUGGAUAUCGUCGUCGCUAAUUAUGCUGACAGUACUAUAAGCGUACUUCUCGGCUAUGGCAAUGGUUCUUUUGCAAAUCAAGCGACAUAUUCUACCGGUGCUUAUCCGAGUGGUUUAGCUGUUAGUGACUUUAAUAACGACACCCUAUUGGACAUCGUCGUUACUAAUGCCAAUAGCAACACUGUAAGUGUACUUCUAGGAUAUGGUAACGGCUCUUUUGCAAAUCGAGUAGAAUAUUCAACUGGCACUGAUCCAGAAUUUGUAGCUGUUGGCGAUUUUAACAAUGACAACUAUUUAGAUAUCGUCGUCACUAAUUUUGACGACAACACUAUAAGUGUACUUCUCGGAUAUGGUGAUGGCUCUUUUGCAAUGCAAACGACAUAUUCAACUGGCGACGCGCCAAAUGGUUUAGCUGUCGGUGAUUUCAAUAACGACACCAGACUAGAUAUUGUUGUAAGUAAUUCUGGAAAUAAUACCGUAGGCGUAUUCCUCGGAUAUGGUAAUGGCUCUUUUGCCAGUCAGACGACAUAUUCAACUGGUGCCUAUCCAAUCGCCUUAGCUGUUAGCGAUUUUAACAACGAUGCUCGGUCGGAUAUCGUCGUCACUAAUUUUAAUGAUCACACUGUUAGUAUUCUGCUUCGUUAUGACAGAGGAGCUAUGAAAAACGAAAUUACAUUUACGCCCAGCACUGGCGCAAAUUUGAGAAGCGUUGUCGUUUCUGAUUUCAAUAACGAUAGUCUAUUGGAUAUCGUCGUUGCUAAUUAUGGUAGUAAUAACCUAGGUGUCAGUGUUGGAUAUGGAAAUGGUACUUUUGGAAACGAAAUGAUAUUCUCAACUGGAUUAAAAUCUCAUCCUUACUCAAUUGCAAUUAAUGACUUCAAUAAAGACGGUCAAAUGGAUAUUGCAGUGGCCAAUCAUGGUACUGAAAGUCUUAGUACAUUUCUGGGAAAAGGAAACGGAACAUUUGAAAGUCAAGCAAAUUAUAGUACUAGUUUCGAUUUUGCUCCAUUGACUGUUGGUGUUGGUGAUUUCAAUAGUGAUGGACAUUCGGAAAUUGUUGUUGCAUAUGAUGAUACAGAUAAUUUGGAUAUGUUUGUUAUAUAUGACAUCGGAGAUUUUUCUCAUCGAACGACAUAUUCAACUGACCCUUGGCCAACCUUUGUAGCUUUUGGUGAUUUUAAUAACGAUACUCGACUGGAUAUGGUUGUUACUACUGGGUACUACGGUAAUGUAGCUGUAUAUCUUGGAUAUGGUAAUGGCUCUUUUGCAAAUCAAAUGACAUAUUUAGUUGGCAAUUACCCAUACUCUAUAGCUGUUGGCGAUUUUAAUAACGACGACCGAUCAGAUAUCGUCGUCACUAAUUAUUUGGACAACACUGUAAGUGUACUUCUUGGAUAUGGCAAUGGCUCGUUUGCAACACAAAAGACAUUUUCAGCUGGCAAUUCCCCAUCCUAUGUAGCUGUUGGUGAUUUUAACAACGACAGCCGACUAGAUAUCGUCGUCGCUAAUACUGAUAGCGAUUCCAUAAGUUUACUUCUAGGGUAUGGCAAUGGCUCUUUCGCAAGUCAAGUGAAUUAUUCAACUGGCUCUCCGUCAUUCUCUGUAGCUGUUGGUGAUUUUAAUAACGACAUCCGACUGGAUAUCGUGGUCGCUAAUUUUGAUAGCAAAUCUAUAAGUAUACUUCUCGGAUAUAGCAAUGGUUCUUUUGCAAGACAAGUGAAAUUUUCCACUGGCACUGCACCAUUAUGUGUAGCUGUCAGUGAUGUUAACAACGACAGCUGGCUGGAUAUUGUCGUCAGUAAUCGUGAUGAUAACACUGUAAGUGUACUUCUCGGAUAUGGUAAUGGCUCGUUUGCAAGUCAGACGAUAUAUUCAACCGGUAAUAUGCCACUUUACGUAGCAGUUGGUGAUUUAAAUAAUGAUACUCGACUGGAUAUUGUUACCAAUAAUUAUCGUGACAACACUGUAAGUGUGCUUCUAGGAUAUGGCAAUGGCUUUUUUGCAAAUAAAAUGACAUAUUCAAUUGGCACUACCCCAUUCCGUUUAGCUCUUGUUGAUGUGAAUAAUGACGGCCGACUGGAUAUUGUCUCCCCUAAUCACAGCGGCGGAAGUGUAAGUGUACUGCUAGGAUAUGUCAAGCAAACUUUUGUAAAACAAACGACGCUCAUAACUGGCAAUGGGUCUCGACCAAUGUCAUUCGCCACUGGGCAUUUUAACAGUGGUAAUCAACUGGAUAUAGCAGUCGUGAAUUCGGGUGCUAAUACUAUGGGUAUUUUUUUGGGAUAUGGCAAUGGCUCAUUCGCAAAUCAAACGGUAUUUCCAACUGGCUCUACUCCAGUGUCUAUUGCUGUUGGUGAUUUCAACAAUGAUACCAUAUUGGAUAUCGUCGUUGCUAAUUCUGGCAAUGACACUGUUGGAAUAUUUCUUGGAUACGCUCUUAAACGAAGACUGGUUAGAAUUUGGCCUAUUCUUGGACCUAAUCGGUCUGUUCGAUUGUAUAAGAAGUUAGAUUAA
This is a messenger RNA of Rotaria sordida, 3018 nucleotides long. Lineage: Eukaryota; Metazoa; Rotifera; Eurotatoria; Philodinida; Philodinidae. The record is from the annotation of a GenBank genome assembly.